CUACGACAUGCCACCGAAGGGAGGAAACGCUAAGAAGGAAGGCGGUCGCGCCAAAAAAGCUGAGAAUGAGGCGAAGAAGAGUGAAGCGGCAGCUGCUGAGAAAGAGCGCAAAGAGGCUGCAGCCUGGACAGACGAUAAUGUUAAAGGAGGAAAGGCUGCAAAAGAUGCGAAGGAGGAAAAACGUCGCGCCGAUCUCGCACGCAAGGCCGAAUCGGCGCGUCUCCUGGCCGAGGAAGAGUCAUCGGCGCCAGCCAAAGCCAAGGCCGCUCCCAAGGCCGGCCAGAAGAAGUCUGCCCCCGCACCUCGGCCUGCUGGACCAGGUGCGAUUGCGGCUGGUGGUGGUUUGGGCGAGGCAUCCGACAAGGGUGCUGCGCCGCCCGUCGAGCCAGAGAGCUUCUCUGCUACUGGUCUCGAUGCAGCGUUGGAUCUGCUCGAUGUAGUGACCGCCAAGAUGGAUAAAGCUAGCGUUGGACAACAAGCAGCUGAUAUUGAGCGUCAUCCCGAGGUGCGUUUCACAGGGUGCCUUUGAAGCCUAUCUGGAACGGGAGCUGCCCAUAAUCCGCAAAGAUCAACCGGGGCUUCGUCUGCAGCAGUACAGAGAUCGUUUGUUCGAGCAGUUCAAGAAGUCGUCCGAGAAUCCUUUCAAUCAAACUACGGUUAACUACGAUGCAUCAAAGGAAGAGAAGAUCAAAGCACUCAACGCCAAGCGGGCGCAGGUUGAAGCAAGCAUGCGGAGUUGAGACCGAGGCGAUGGUUCUUUGUGUACGAUAUGGCAUGUCUGCCCACCAGCCAGAUGCACACUCUUUCGAUUGUUGCGCGCUGUCUGGUGCUCACCGCCCUCCAAGUUCAGAUUGAUUGAAUUACUUGUGUUGUAACAGAUAGCGUUUUUGUUUGACCCAUGAAUGAGUACAUGAUGACCGUAAAGUCAGAUGGAGUCUCCCUUGUGUCUCCCGUUUCCUAUCGAGUCCGAGGCAAUGCUCUCACUGCCUGCCAUCAGAUGAUCUUGCAAUCAUCAUGUCGUACACACGAUAGCACAAAUCCUGUCCUUCUUGUUCUCCAACUUCGCGGUUUUGCAUCUCUACUUAUUCGUGUCUGGAUCUUCCCCUAGGGUGUUUCUCUCAUGUCUGACGCAGCAGUGAGCAAAUGGGCAGCUGGCGCUUUCUAUGGCCCCGUCCUCUCUCAAACCGAUCUGUACCUCCUGAACACCGAACUCGAGCUGCAUCCUAUUAUGGCGAACCAGGAUGCCUCAUUCCAUCUGAAUUUCAACAUCUUGAGUGGGCAGACGGGCGGCUUUAACGCCGCCUCGCGGGAUCGGGACCUGCAAUUCACCGCCAAAGACGAGCCGGCGACGCUCCCCCGCGUGAGGGAGCUCAUCAUCAUCACGGAGAUGACUCCGUGGUGCACGAUCGUGAAGAACGCCCAGGGUGUGACGAUGAACGAUAUCUGCUCUGCUAUAUGGAAGGAUUACACUGAACACUACUGCACCGAGGCGGAAUUCGGCGCGCUGCCGCCGCGGUUGCAGGAACACGUGAAACGCGUGUCGGCUACUAACGCUGGUGGCGGACAGCAGCCAUGGGCGGGUGGUGCAUAUUACACCCCCGCACCAGCGGUUCAACGGUACAAGCGAGUCGACUGGCUGCGGGACCGCAUCUACUUCGAUGGUUUGCGCAAAAACGACACGUAUGCGCAGAGCCGGCUGGGCUACAAAGCCCCUAAUAUUUUCGUCAUGACUUUGACUUCUUAACGGUGCAUCUCUGGUCAAUUGCUGUAGCUGUAUUUGUUUCUCUCUGUACCAAUCGAGCUGUGCACAUGUAUGGGUUCGAGUUCAGCAUGCCUCCGAUCGUGCACAUGUAUGGGUUCGAGUUCAGCAUGCCUCCGAUCGUCGAUGUUUUGCAUCCGCGGAGGCCGCUUUUGGGUUCCCGCAGACCGGGAGAUGGCAGCAAUCCAAAGUGAGACCAAUUUGAGAGAGAUGGCAGCAGCAACACGACCACACAAGUGCGGCCGCUGUGCCUUGUUCCACCUGCGUGCGUCUUUGCGGCGCUUACUGCCUGUGCACAUCUCUUUUUACCCUCUUCACGACUUCACGCCGGCACACUAUCCAUUCCGCCGAUCGGAAUCUGGGUAUCGUCUCAAUCGGGUUUUUUCUCGGAAUUUAAGGAUCAGACGGUUCAGACUGUCGCUUCGCUGUAUACCGGAUCGAGAGGGAACUGGAAGAUUCUCAGCAAGGGCCGAUAUCUCUAUUUUCUGAUCUGCACAGUGGAAAUACCCAGCAUUCGCACACGCGCUCAUUACCUCACCCACUACUGAACGCGUUGCCCUUAGUACUCGCAACUGCGAUUUAAAGCUCUUUCAUCAUGGACGCGUCCCCACCAGAACAUCGGCCGAACGUCACUCCCUUCAUUCCGCCUCUGCAGUCACCGCAUCCGACACCUCCGACGGCACCUCCAAUCCCGGUGCCUCCACCAGCCGGUCCCAACACGCAGUACCCUUCGUGGGCUGUGAACCCGCAAGGCGCGGCGUUCUACCCUGGCUACCCCAACUCCCCGUACACGGCACAGCCAGGGUCCACACCAUACAUCCCAUUCAACGCCGGAGCACAUACGGGCGGUGCCCUUGCGGGGGGCUAUUUCCCCCCGACGCCCGGCACAGGGAUGGGCAUGGGCAUGGGAGGUGGCCUCCCUGGUGGUGGUGGAUUCGCAAUGUCGUGGGGCAGUGGCGUCGGUGGGCCCGGUGGAACGCCCUGGCCCGCGGUUCAACCCGGAUUAGCGUCGCCCUAUCCGCCCGCUGGUUCUUUCAUUCCUCCCGGUCCUUAUGGGGGCGGUGUUGUGCCUCCGCCUCCGGCACCCCAGUCGUGGGCGAACACGCCUCCCGCUCCCCCCGCCGCUCCACCGUGGGCGGGGCCGCCACCAGGGAUGAAUCCCUGGGGAGCUCACAUGCCCAUGUGGAACGGCGCUCCUGCGGCGAUGCAUCCAGGGAUGUUUUCCGGGAUGGGCCCUCCCAUGGCUGGGCUGCCGGGAGGGUAUCCGAUGGCGGGUCCUGGAGCGCCUGGUCUGGGUUUCUCACCAGGUGAAUCGCAUCCUUAUUCGCGGGGCAUGGAACCGCAAGGUGGAGAUCAGAUCGAUCACUUCAUGGAAGGGCCGCAUUAUGGACCCGUGCUGGAGCCAUUCCUCGUCCGUGCUGUUAAAGCACAUCCCGUCGUGAAUCCGCUGCUUCAGCCGCCACAAGAGAGCACGGACCGAGUUUACCUGAAAUGGAACAUGCUCUUUGCCUCGGGCCAAUGCCAGCGCUCGGACGAUCCGCCCCACAUGUCAUGGGCCAAAGACCGAGGCCAGCCAGCGACGUUUCCUCGAGUGACAUCUCUGCGUCUCAUCUCGGAGACUUUCCCCUGGCCUAUCAACAUUAGUGCGCGCAAUCGUGAGAUUGGCGUCACCUGUGGGGACGUCAUCGACCAGAUGGCUCGUGACAUGUCUUCCAUGAUUCCGCAGGCCGAGUACGAAAAAGCAGCAUCAAGAGCGAAGCAGACGCAAAUCAAUAACGCGUAUCGGCACAACCGGUCUCGCGCCAUCGGAGUUCCCGGGGGACAGCUGAAUCAGGGCCUGCUGCACCUGGAUUGGCUGUGCGAGUUCACGAUGUACGGGGGGAUACGCGACAACGAGCGCCUGGUGAAGCAAAUCUGCGGGGAAGUGAUGCCCUGCACUUUUGAGCUUGUCUGUGUCCGGCGGUACCAGAUGACGGCCGAGGAGCAUAGGAACCAAGAGGCGCUCCAGCGGACACUGGACGAGCAGCAGCGCACAUCGAGAAGGACCUCGCAUAGGCCUACCGUCCAUUCGGUCCGCGACGAAGACAGCGACACCCUCACUAGCAGUGAAUCGGAAUCGGAAGAGGAUGAAUCUGGUCACAGAAGUCGAAGUCGGCGGGGGCACUCUCGGCCUGGCACGGCUGCCUGAUUUUGUAUUCGGGGGAAUCAUCUGUUGUAGAUCUAAGUAACAUUUAUUGUAUUACUAUCUACAUCUCGUAUGUACUGGUAAGUAAUAUGUACAUGACAGCAUGCACAGAAUGUGACGCUGUGAAUCGCGGCCGUCGUCUCAUUUGACCUUCAGUCUCAUUUGCAGACCAGAAAUACUCGAUCUUCCCCUCCAUGACUCUGAGUUUUGCUCCAUCUCGAAGCGAGUUGAAAUCAGGAGCAGCCUUGAAAGAGGGUCGCGUGCGCGGCGUUGGUGGGUUCAUUCUGAACCUGAGUAGGUCGCCCUGAUGAUGAAAUCGCUGCUCCGAGCUCUAGUCUGAUUGCGACUCCAUCGUCUAUGUCCGCUCUGCAGAAUCUCGAAUUCGCAUCCAUCGAUUGGUGUCACCAUCUAUUUCCCCACCGACUGCGAUUAGCUCUCUCAUACGCAUCCUGGCUGUAAUCACCCCAAUUCGACGUGAUUCCAACCCCCGGGCCAACCCACUGGCCGUCGAACUCCAAACUGUUCCCGCACGCGGGGACCGAGUUCAUCUGGCCCUUCAAGUGAUCGCCCGUAAACUUGAUGUACCCGCUGCGGGUGGGAUUCGGCGGACUGAUACCACCAUCAUAUCCCUCUCCCGUUUUCCCGGCCCAUAAAAGCGCGACAUACGCACCAUUCGCGCCCCGCGGCUCGACGCGUUCAGAUCGAAUUAGCCCGCGAAUGACGCCAAAGUCGAAUUCGCCAAGUAACGAGGCGCCGGUUUGCACGAUGUUGACUGAGAGAUCAUCAUGGCCCCAGCUCUCAGUGAUGAACGGGCAGCGGAUGAACCAGUGACCUGACACGCUGUCCGCGCGCGGCUGGCGCUUGGUGUUGCGCGACCGGGAUGGAUGGAGCGCAGGAGGACGGCCGCCGGUCGACUUCCGCGCCGUCUGCUUCGUUUGCUGGACCAUUGGCUCGACGUCCACGUCCAUGGGUUCGAACCCUUCAAUAUCGUACGCUGACGUUGAAUUCGCAGCCGUUUGCUUUGGCGCAGGUUUGGACGAAGACGGGGCAGGAACGACGUCCAUCGUCGACUUCUUUGCCGUCUGUUUGGUACGUGGUUUUGUCUUAGGAACCGGGGCAGCUUCUGCCUUUUGCAAGCGAGGUUUCUUCUGAGAAGCUGCUGACUUGGUCGUCUUUUCCGUGGCGCCAGAUUCAUCUGUGGUCGCCCUCUUCCGCUUUCCGCCUGCGCCUGUGCCAGCACCCGCACCCAUGCCCGCCUUGUCUCGCACCUGGGCAUUCAGCUCGCGAAACUCUUUGUUGGACUGGUACUCCAGAUCGAGGAGGCUCUGCGGGACGCGCAGAGCUGUUUUCUUGUCGCGCAAUGCGUCCUCCAGCUGCGCCCGAAGUUGAGCGAUCGUCAUCGUCUUCGUGUAUUUCAUUCCGUAGAACAAGCUCUGCGCACCCCACCAAGCUUUGGGCCUUGUCAUGUGAUUCAAAUUCGUGAUAUCCCAUUUGGAGAUGCUAAAUGAAACUCACCUAUCCCGGUCACCUAUACCGUUCCUUCCAGCACUCGGGAGCAGCAGGGAACGGAGACUGUCAGCGGAGACACGUUCCUGCUCCUCGAAGCGGAGUCCCGAGCCCGAGCACGUGAAGUGCUUCUCCACCACCAUGGGAGGGAUGACGAUGGGCUCUAGCGUGUCCGCCAUGCCGAGGCGACGCCACACGGGGAG
This is a messenger RNA of Mycena citricolor, 5653 nucleotides long. NCBI's taxonomy places the organism in Eukaryota, Fungi, Basidiomycota, Agaricomycetes, Agaricales, Mycenaceae. The record is from the annotation of a GenBank genome assembly.